Molecule: messenger RNA, 4818 nt
Organism: Aspergillus candidus
Lineage: Eukaryota; Fungi; Ascomycota; Eurotiomycetes; Eurotiales; Aspergillaceae
Product: putative ABC transporter
Exons: 3
Coding region: 1-4818 (1605 amino acids)
Biological process (GO): lipid transport; transmembrane transport
Cellular component (GO): membrane; intracellular membrane-bounded organelle
Molecular function (GO): ATP binding; ABC-type transporter activity; lipid carrier activity
Source: RefSeq, a predicted model, not a curated record
AUGAAACUCUUCCUCAGGCAGGUCUGGACAUUGACUGUCAAGAAUCUGUUGGUGGUGUUGGUCCGUCCGCUGUUCACGACCGUUAUUCGGGCCUUGGUCUUGCCGGUAGUCUUCAUUGCUUUUAUAUCGUACGCGCGAAACCUGUUCAUCGAACCGGCAACAUACGGGAUCGGCGAACCGACCCCUCUGCGAUCAUUCUCCGAUGCACUGGGUCUCGUCGGUGAGGGAAGGGACAAGCUGGUAUUCGUCCACAAUGGACUGGUUGAUGGUCCAAUCCAGCAAGUAAUCGAUCGCGUCGCGGAGCCUGCCAGAGAAAAUCACGACCAAGUGCAUAUUCUUACCUCUGAGGAUGAGCUGCGCGAGGUGUGUCGUUCGUCGCUUCGGGGGGUGUCGACAUGUGUCGCCGCCGCCGUAUUCCAUUCGUCCCCCACGGAAGGUCCAUAUGGCGCCUGGAAUUAUUCGAUCCGAAUGGAUGCGGCACUGGGCGCGGGGAUAGAAGUCGACAAGCUCGACAAUGAACAACAGAUCUAUCUUCUUCCGUUCCAGCACGCCAUUGACUGGGCCAUAGCCCAGGUCAACUCGUCCACGGGCCGACGCCCACUUCCCAGCGAGAUUAUGGAAUAUCCGUUUACGUCUUUGACCCAGAAGGGUCGCGAGGACGAAAUCAGAACCCGCUAUAUGGGCGCUGUCAUCGACAUCAUAGGAGUCGCCAUUUUCAUCGGUAUCGUUGGUGUCUCGUACCAGCUUACAGGCUUGAUCGCCAUGGAGCGAGAACUAGGCAUGAGUCAGUUGAUCGAUUGCAUGAUGCCGAAUACCUCGCGGUGGAAGUCUCAAGCCGCCCGGUUCUGUGCUGCCCACCUGGCCCUGGAUAUUGUUUACGGUCCUGGUUGGAUCAUUGCCGGCGGCAUCCUGAAGUAUGGCGUAUAUAGCAGAACCUCCGCCGGUAUCACCAUAAUCUACCAUAUCCUCGUUGGUCUAGCGCUGUCAUCCUUCUCCAUCUUUGGGGCAUCGUUCUUCAAAAAGGCACAGCUGAGUGGCAUUACCCUCGUCAUUGUCUGUUUACUACUGGGCGUGGUAGCCCAGAUGGCCCCUACCGAAAGCAGUGGGACGGUUGGGAUUCUAGGCCUCCUCUUCCCGUCGAUGAAUUAUGUCUACUUCUCCAUUUUCAUGGCUCGCUGGGAGCGGCAGAAUUUGGCGACGAACCUUGUCGAAGCGGCUCCCCAAAAUCCUUGGACCCUUCCUGGAAUCGCUCUGUGGAUACUUCUGGUCAUUCAAAUUAUCGUUUACCCUGUGCUUGCAGCCGUGGCAGAGCGUAUACUCUAUGGCACGACCUCAAAGAACCGACAGGCCACGACUUCUGACACCUCGGCCGCCCUCAGUUUGAACGCGUUCAGCAAAGAAUAUCAGCCGGGAUGGCUCUACCGGAAUAUAGCUUCGCGCUUUGGAAGCAAUCGAAGCAGUGUGCUGGCAGUCAACGGUCUUACAAUGGAUGUGACAAAAGGAGAGAUCAUGGUCCUUCUCGGGGCUAAUGGUUCGGGAAAAUCCACUACACUGGAUGCUAUUGCUGGUCUAACGACAAUCUCCUCUGGGCAAAUCGACAUCAGCUACGGCGAGUCAGGAGGCCGGUUUGGUCUCUGCCCCCAGAAGAAUGUUCUCUGGGAUUCACUCACAGUCAACGAGCACGUGAAGAUAUUCAACCGACUUAAAUCCACGGGGAAAACCGAUUCCAAGGAACAACUCUCCAAGCUACUUGGUGACUGUGACCUUGACAAAAAGGUGAAUGCGCGCACUGUGACACUCUCUGGUGGUCAAAAACGCAAGGUUCAGCUGGCGAUGAUGUUCACUGGUGGUUCGUCUGUGUGUUGUGUGGACGAAGUAUCAUCUGGCCUUGACCCAAUCUCGCGCAGGAAAAUCUGGGACAUUUUGUUGGCGGAAAGGGGCUCUAGGACCAUUCUUCUGACAACCCAUUUUCUGGAUGAAGCUGACCUUCUCGCUGAUCACAUUGCUAUUCUGUCGAAGGGUGUUCUCAAGGCUGACGGGUCGAGUGUGGAGCUUAAGCAUCGACUCGGCUCCGGAUAUCGUAUCCACGUUCUCCAUGUCCCUGGGGCCCCCAGCCUACAGUUCAAAGAUGUCCCACAUGAGGUUCAUUUUGACGAGACGCUCUAUACUGUCCAGAGCUCGGCAGAAGCCGCCUCUUUCGUGUCAACGCUGGAGCAAAACGGUGUGACCGACUACCGCAUCAGCGGCCCGACAAUAGAGGAUGUCUUCUUGAAGGUCGCCGAAGAAGUGGACUUAAGCAAAGCCCCGACAACUGCCACCAGUGAAGCUGACCACGUCCACUCGAAAUUUGCCGAGGUCAUGGAGGAAGAAGUUGGCCAGAAUGAACUGCAGCUUCUCACUGGAAAGCGCAUCGGCAUGCUCGUCCAGGCGUGGUACUUGUUCCGUAAAAGAAUCACCAUUCUUCGGCGGAACCCUCUCCCUUAUAUUGCUGCCCUGCUUAUUCCCGUCAUAGCUGCGGGAUUGGUUACUCUGUUCCUCGAAGGAGCCACGAAGACGGGAUGCUCUGGAGCGAGUACUUCUAAGGGUCCAGAAACCCAGUCUUUAGCAUCACUGGACGGCUUCCAAAUUGUGCUUGGCCCAUCCAGUGUGGUGUCCACUGCAGCGCUCGAAAAAUUCGUCAAGACCCUCGAAAGCACAAGUGGGACCAAGAACGGAGGCCCCGAUUUGAAAACUCGUUUCCAUAUGGUUGACACUUAUCCGGAGUUCACGAGCUAUAUCCAAAAUAACUAUGCCAAUGUGACUCCUGGUGGCUUCUACCUUGGAGACUCCUCUUCUCCGGCCACUUUGGCAUGGGAAGCCGAUAACGGCGACUUCCCACUUGCGGCCGUUGUGCAAAAUCUCUUUGAUCGUGUCCUGACCGGUAUCCCAAUCAACGUGCAAUACCAGCCUUUCGAGAUUCCCAUGCAACCUGGAAUGGGGAAGACACUUCAAUUGAUCGUCUACUUUGGUCUUGCGAUGUCCGUGUACCCCGCCUUGUUCGCUCUCUAUCCUACGAUAGAACGUCUGAGACACGUGAGAGCGCUGCACUUCAGCAAUGGGGUACGAAGUUUGUCACUCUGGCUGGCGUACCUUGUCUUCGACUUCUGUAUUGUGCUUGCGGCCAGCGUCCUCGCGAUCGUCAUAUUCCGGGCCGUAUCAGACGUAUGGUACCAUCCAGGGUAUCUAUUCGUGGUAUUUUUCGUCUAUGGACUGUGCGCGACCUUGCUCUCGUACCUGGUUUCACUCUUCUCGAAAUCCCAGCUCGCAGCCUUUGCCUUUGCUGCCGGUGGACAAUGCGUUCUCUUCCUCAUCUACUUCAUCGCAUACAUGUCUGUCCUGACCUAUGCACCCACCGAGAAGGUCGACUACUACAUCGAGGUAGCCCACUUCACGAUAGCGAUCAUAUCUCCAGCAGGGAAUCUCCUCCGCGCCAUGUUUACCGCUCUCAAUACUUUCUCGAUUCUCUGCCGGGGUCACGAAGUCGCCUCUUACCCUGGCGAGAUCACCCUCUACGGCGGGCCCAUCCUCUACCUGAUCGUUCAAUCCCUAGUCCUCUUUGGUCUAAUUCUCUGGAUCGACGGCGGGCCUGUCUUGUCAUCCCUCUUCCAUAGCAAGUUCAAGCCCACGGAUUUCGAAGAAAAGAGCCCGGUCGACAAAGACAUCGCGACAGAAGCCUCCCGCGUGGCAACCUCUUCAGAAGACGGCCUUCGCGUCCUCAACAUAAACAAAAAGUUCAAGAAACUCACAGCAGUCGAAGACGUCAGCUUCGGGGUCGGCAAAAGCGAAGUCUUCGCCCUACUCGGCCCCAACGGCGCUGGCAAAACAACAACCAUAUCGCUCAUCCGCGGCGACACCCAACCCACCCGCAGCAACAGCUCCAACAACAGCGAAAUCCUCGUCGACGACAUCUCGGUCCUCAAACACCGCGCCUCCGCACGCUCCCGCCUUGGCGUCUGCCCCCAAUUCGACGCAAUGGACCAAAUGACCGUCCAAGAGCACCUAACCUUCUACGCGCGCAUCCGCGGCCUCCCCCCCAACAACACAACCCACAACGUCAACGAAGUUAUGCGCGCCGUAGGCCUCCUCCCCUUCUGCCACCGCAUGGCAACCCAGCUCUCAGGCGGCAACAAGCGCAAGCUCUCCCUGGGAAUCGCCCUAAUGGGCAAUCCGUCCGUGCUCCUCCUCGACGAGCCCAGCUCCGGCAUGGACGCCGCCUCCAAGCGCAUCAUGUGGAAGACCCUCGCGGCCAUCGCGACAGGCCGCUCAAUCGUCCUCACCACGCACUCCAUGGAAGAAGCGGACGCGCUCGCGCACCGCGCGGGCAUCAUGGCCCGACGCAUGCUCGCCCUCGGCACGACGGAUGCCUUGCGCUCUCGCUACGGAAACAUGUACCAUGUGCAUAUGGUGCACUGCGCCGCACCACACACAACCGAGUCCGACAUGGAGCGCAUCCGAACUUGGGUGGCGGCUUCGUUCCCUGGUGCUGUCGUCGAGAAGAAGACGUAUCAUGGCCAGUUGCGGUUUAGUGUUCCUGCUUCUUCGCCUCCCUCUCUUGAGGAGCACCAGAGACGAGACACCGAGGAUUCGUCCGUGGACGAGAUCGGGAGUGCCCUGCAUGACAGUAGCACUAGCCGCAGCGUCAGCAAGUUGUUCUCUCAUCUAGAGGAGAACAAGACGGCUCUAGGCGUGGAGUAUUAUUCGGUUAGUCAGACGACGCUGGAUCAGGUCUUCUUGACUAUUGUUGGGGAACAUCAUGUGAAGGAGGAGGGUUCGACAUGA